AUGAGCGCAUCGAUUCCCGUAGUGUCUCUUGUAAGGAUAAGAACACGGAAUUAUAGAUUAUUAACGAAAGUAUCCGAAGAAAAACAGCUAGACCAAAAGGUACCGAACCUCAUUCAACUGUCUCCAAAUCGUGAAAAGUUGACUUUCGGUUGCUUAAAGAAGAAUCAUCCACUGCCUGAUAUUUGUCUCGAAAGUGACUGUAAAAAGAUCAGGAUUGCCCGCAAGCAUGCCACGAUCCGUCGAACUAGUACCGGUCAGUUCAAGAUCAGAGAUAAGAGCCUUUACGGAACUUACCUAAACUACAGGCGGAUCAAUCAUAGCGCCUCACUGAAAAGUGGGGAUGUACUCUGUUUCGGAAGCAUCAAUGGAUUUCAAAUCAAACCUAAAGGGAAAAUCAGCAAGAACUCUUCAGAUUUGAAGUUCAGAAAAAUUUGCAAAGUAUGGAGUCAAGAAUCAGAAGAUCGAAUGCUUCUGGCCUUACUUAUUAUUGUCAAGGCAUUGAGGAGAAAUCCUGAUUAUUAUAGUGCCUGCACCAGAUCAAUGUAUCUUACAUACGUUAAAAACUCAAAAUUCAUCUACGGAAACAAUAUUGCAAAGAAUAAUUUAAUGAAGAGGGGUCUUUUGGAGGUCUACUCACUUCAGCUCGAGGAAGCCUAUAAGCAUGCCUUCGUAUUCAUUAGACAAUUAGCUAUAACCGUUCGUAAAGCCUUGCUUCAUAGCAGUAAAGAUGAAAUUCGCUCAGUUUAUAACUGGCAAUUUAUCUGCAGUCUUAAACUUUGGUGUGAAUUUGUUGCUCGAUAUGCGGGAUCAAGCGAACUUAUAAAGUCGCUUAUCCACCCCUUAAAUACCAUUAUCAUUGCCGCUAUAAGACUUAGUCCAGGAAGUCGCUGGAUUCCUAUUCGUUUCCAUUUCAUUGAAUGUCUUCAUAUCCUCGCUGGAGUUGAUAAAAAACUUCGCGUUUUAGUAAGCCAGGAGAAUAAUGCAGAUGAGAUUAAAGUUUCCCCUCCAGUUUUGGUUUCCAGUUUACCUCUUCUCCUGGACGUUUUUCAACUAUUUGACUUUAACAAACGUUCAAGCGCUGCUUCAAAUGCUCCAAUGGAUUUGAGACUGAUGCUGCAUUUCUCGCCAUCUCAACGUAAACAGACCGCUUGUGCAGAUGCUGUUGCUGCUUGGCUUCAUGAUCUUCUCGCCGAGUCGCUCUGUCUUUAUGCAAACUCCGUUGCGUUUCCUGAAUAUUCAUCAUCUGCUGUUACUGAGGUGAAAAGUUUCCUCAAAACCUGUAAGGUUGCUAAUUUCACCCGCAAUUUCAAGUCCCUCCUCGCCAAGGUCAAAGAGCACGUGGAUCUAGUGAGACGGAAGCGAGAUUGCAUCAAAAGCCUCUUUGAACAGCAGGCUAUCACCACCUUGGAAGUAGCUUUUGGACAACCAGACACUCCUCUUCUUGACUACUAUGUGAAGCAUCGCAAGAUUCGUGUUCAUGAGCUCUCUGUUCUCGCUGAACGCUUCAAGAGCGAAGACAUGGAGCAUAUGAAGACCGAGGACGCUUUUGCUGACGAGAAGGAUGCUAUUCAACCGAAUAACACAGAUGAUGCAGCAGGAACACUCUCUCCUAAGAAGCGUGGAAAAUCUAGGAAAGUGGAAAGCGAUGAAUCGGAAGAGUCUGACGCGGAAAGUGACGCCUCUUAUGAUAUUGAUGAUGGCAGAACUGUGGUCCACGUCUCUCGUUCUGGCAAGAGAUCUAAGAAGGAGAAGAGAGAUAGUGCUGAAUCAGAUUCUGGGGAUGAUGACUUUGACUUGGAUGCUGCUUUAGCUGGAGAUGAAGCAGAAAAAGACUUGGCUCAAUCAGGGGAUGAGGAUGAAUUGAAGGAGUUCCGCAUUGAUGACUUUGAGGAUUGCGACGAGGAAGGGGAGGGUAGGAAUGGAGAAAGUGAUAGUGAUAGACUUCGACGACUCAUGAAAGAGGAUCCGGAUCUUGCCGGUUUGAGCGACGAAGAAUCCGAAGUUGAUGAUGAGGCGGAAUUGAUGGAUAUCGAUAUGGAUGAUUUUAGUUCUGGAGAUGAUGAAGACGUUGAAAUGGAAGUUCCAUCAGCCGAAGUUCAUGAAAGCGAUGUUGGAGGUCAAAGGAAGCCUGUAAUUGCCAAUGGCGGCUUCAAGAAGAGGAAGAAACAGAACGGAACUGCGAAUAAACCUCAGCAGAAACAGAGUUUAGGAAUAAAGAGCAAUGGUGGUGAUAUUGGCGGUGGAAAGAAGAGCAGAAAGAAGAAUAAGAAGCGACGUAGGAAGAAUGUGAAGUAG
Rodentolepis nana is the source of this 2295-nucleotide messenger RNA. Lineage: Eukaryota; Metazoa; Platyhelminthes; Cestoda; Cyclophyllidea; Hymenolepididae. The record is from the annotation of a GenBank genome assembly.